AGUGGAAAAUUCCAGGCAAGGAGGCCGCGUGAGCCCCGCCGUCGCCAGCGCUGCCCUCCCCACACACAAGGCACCGCUCCGCGUUCCUUCCGCAGGGGCGGCCCGGGCUGCACGGGGUGGCUUCCCCCAGCCUUCGCCCUCCCCUGAACCGUGCGCGGCGGGCAGAGGGCUCCGCUUUCCUUCCUCGCCUUCCCCGGGCAGUGCCCGGUGCCGCGGCUCGGCGGGGGAGAGAGGAGGGCGGCUGUGGCGCCUCGACGAGGAGGCGGGGGUUGCGGUCGCCGCCGGCCCGUGUGGUAAAGGCCGGGCGCACAUUGUUCUAGCGGCCGCGCUCCCCGCGGCGCGGCGGGGCCCGUCCCUCUCUCUCUCUUCCCUCCUCCUCCUCCUCCGCCUCCCCGUCCCUCUCCCCUCCCUCCCCUGGUCCCUCCUUCCCUCGUCACCGGGCGGUGUAUAAAUCCCCCUUCCCCGCCGUUAUCCCCCCCCACCGCGGGAGACCCUGGUACUUUGGCCCCCGGGGCGGGAGCCCGCCGCCGCCACCACCACCGCCGCCGCGUCGCCUGGGACUUUGCGCUCCCGCUGCUGACCGCUCGCCCGCCUUCCCUCCGUCCCUCUCUCUCCCCUUCGCUAACCCCCGAGGGCCAGGAUGUCGGAAAAACGCGUCGAGGAGGCGCCGGCGGAGCUGAGCGCUAAGGAAAUGAAAGAAAAGAAGGAAAAACUCGAGGAGAAAACGGUCCAUAAAGAAAAGAAGAAGGAGAUAGCAGAGGAUGAGGAAAAUGGAGCGGAAGAGGAUGAGGAAGAGAAUCCUGAUGAUGUGGAUGAAGAAGAAGGUGGCGAUGAAGAUGAAGAAGGAGAUGAGAAUGGGCAAGAGCAGGAUGGUCACGCAGAAAAACGAUCUGCAGAGGAGGAAGAGGAUGAAGUGGAUCCAAAGAGACAGAAGACAGAGAAUGGGUCUUCAGCUUGAGUCCUCCCCUCCCAUCUCCUCUGCUCCGUCCAUCUCUCCUCCUCCAUUCCAGCCUGUGCUUGCACUGUCCAUUAGCCUCUGGCUUCACACAAUCUCAGAUGAGGAAAGAUUAGAAAUGCUCUCAAACAGGGAAGACAGCCGUUUCUUCUCACCCGAAGACCUAGCCCGUCCGUGACCUUCCCCAGCUGAAAUUAUUCCAGCCCCCGACCCCCCUGUCCGUCCAGCUCUGACCCACUUACAAAUGAUCCUCUUCCUUCAGGAAUCUCAUCGUUUCUGGGGGCCACGUAUGUGACCUUGCCAGGCCCGUGUACCAGGCUCCUCGCCUGCCUCCUCCUCUUUUCACUUGCCCUCUUUUUUUUUUUUUUCUAUUUUUUUAAUUUUGUCACUAGUAUGUCUGAGAUCCUUGACAGCUUCUUUGCUCCCCAGACGUGCUGUCAGAUCUCCUCCCUGAGUCCAGGAGGCUGCAGGCACAGGUCUCACGGUGCAUUUUCCAGGCCUGGGCCUCCUCUCGCCUGCUUCCCCGCUGAACCCUGAGAGACAAAGGAAAAGAAUGUUACAAGCAAAUAACGGUUCUAUUAAACCACACAAGGAGACAGAAUUUAUUUUAAGCUUCUUUUUUUUUUUUUUUCUAGUUUACAUGACAGCAAGCUGGCCCUCGUGAAUUUUUUCAGAAGAUAAGGCUUGUUUUUAUAUACAAAUUUCAUCUGAACUGUGUAUUUUUUUAAUUUGGAGGCUUUUUUAAAACAAACCAAGAGAGAAACGAUUGGGGACCAAACUUUGAUUUCCCUUUUUUUUUUUUCCCUUCAGAUUUUCUUGUGACCAUUUUUUGUAAAUUAAAGGCAAUAGAGCCACAGCGUUUUCUACGGCACAGACAUCACGAGGAUGAUAGAUAUAAAUAUAUAUAUUGUUUUCAACUAGCACUGUAAAUAAAAGCGUUUAAAAAUAUUUCAAA
This is a messenger RNA of Calidris pugnax (ruff), 1910 nucleotides long. It is a transcript of the gene PTMS, whose product is annotated as parathymosin. The transcript is spliced from 5 exons. Gene Ontology annotation, molecular function: histone binding. The coding region runs from base 641 to 958 and encodes 105 amino acids. Gene Ontology annotation, biological process: positive regulation of transcription by RNA polymerase II; negative regulation of apoptotic process. The record is from RefSeq and is a predicted model, not a curated record. Gene Ontology annotation, cellular component: nucleus. Lineage: Eukaryota; Metazoa; Chordata; Aves; Charadriiformes; Scolopacidae.